This is a messenger RNA of Glycine soja, 2041 nucleotides long. RefSeq lists its product as uncharacterized. Gene Ontology annotation, molecular function: protein binding. The record is from RefSeq and is a predicted model, not a curated record. NCBI's taxonomy places the organism in Eukaryota, Viridiplantae, Streptophyta, Magnoliopsida, Fabales, Fabaceae. The transcript has 3 exons. Bases 212 to 1846 code for a protein of 544 amino acids.
UUGUUCGUCACUAGUCCAUUGCCCAUUCUCUGUCAAACUCGUUUUCUCUCACCCUCUAUAUAUUUCCUCUUCCUGUUAUUACAAAGUCAGAGAGAGAGAGAGAGAUUACACUCCUACCUUAAUAGGUGGGAGAAGAAAGAGAAGAGGAGAGCGUGUUUGAUAUUUAUAUGAUCCAACGUUGAAUCUUCUGCCACAACAUACACCAUCAUCAAUGGCCGUGACCACUCCCUGUCUCAAUGCCACAGAAAAGAAGCACUGGUGGCUUACCAACAGAAAGAUCGUAGAGAAAUACAUGAGAGACGCUCGGAGUCUGAUAGCGACGCAGGAACAGAGCGAGAUCGCUUCAGCGCUGAACCUUCUCGACGCGGCUCUGGCGAUCUAUCCGCGGCUCGACGAAGCGCUGGAGCUGAGAGCGAGGUCGCUGCUGUAUCUGAGAAGGUUCAAAGACGUGGCGGAUAUGCUUCAGGACUACAUUCCGAGCCUGAGAAUGUCGAACAACGACGACUCUGGUUCUUCGUCUGUUUCUUCGGAUAGUUCCCUUUCGAGGGAGGGUGUGAAGCUUCUCCCUUCCUCGCCCUCCGAUCAGACUUUCAAGUGCUUCUCUUUCUCUGACUUGAAGAAGAAGGUUAUGGCAGGCAUGUGUAAAACUUGCCACAAAGAAGGGUAUUGGAGAUACUUGGUUCUGGGGAAAGCAUGUUGCCACCUAGGCCUAAUGGAAGACGCAAUGGUCCUUCUCCAAACCGGCAAACGCCUAGCCACCGCCGCAUUCCGCCGCGAGAGCGUGUGCUGGUCCGACGACAGCUUCUCCCUCUCCAACUCCCUCUUCUCCGGCGACACCCCCACCCCCACCACCCCACCCCGCGCCCCACUCCUGGAGUCCGAAGCCGUCACCCAACUCCUCGCCCACAUAAAGCUCCUCCUCCGCCGCCGUGCCGCCGCCCUCGCCGCCCUGGACGCCGGCCUCCACUCGGAAGCCAUCCGGCACUUCUCAAAAAUCGUGGACGGCCGCCGCGGCGCCCCUCAGGGCUUCCUCGCGGAGUGCUACAUGCACAGAGCCUCCGCGCACCACUCGGCCGGGCGAAUCGCGGACUCAAUCGGCGACUGCAACAGAACCCUCGCCCUGGACCCCACCUGCAUCCACGCCCUCGAAACCCGAGCCUCCCUCCUCGAAUCCAUUCGGUGCUUCCCAGACUCCCUCCACGACCUCGAACACCUCAAGCUCCUCUACAACACCAUCCUCCGGGACCACAAGCUCGCGGGCCCCACCUGGAAGAAGCGCCACCACAGCGUACGCUACAGAGAAAUCCCCGGGAAGCUCUGCGCUCUCACCGUAAAAACCCAGGAACUCAAACAGAGGAUCGCUUCCGGGGACACCGGGAACGUGGACUACCACGCGCUCAUCGGGUUGCGGCGCGGGUGCGGGCGUUCGGAGCUGCAGAGGGCGCAUCUGUUGUUGUGUCUGAAACACAAACCCGACAAGGCCACGUGCUUCAUGGAGCGGUGCGAGCUGGCGGACGAGCGCGACCUCGACUCGGUUAAGGAAAGGGCGAAAAUGUCGGCGCUGUUGCUCUACAGGUUGCUCCAGAAGGGUUACACCAAUGUGAUGGGUACCAUCAUGGAGGAGGAGGCUGCUGCCGAGAAGCAGAGGAAGAAGGUUCUAGAAGCUCAAUUGAUGAGUAAUGAGAAAUUGGAAGACAAGAAGUGCACCGUUUCAUCGCCUUCGACGGCGAACCCCUCUGUUUAUCAGGGGGUGUUUUGCCGCGAUAUUGCGGUGGUUGGGAACUUGCUUUCGCAAUCGGGGUUCAACCGCUCCAUUCCGGUGAAGUACGAGGCGAUGAGCUGCUGAUUCCUCCAUCCCCCUAAGAAUCUCUGCUUCGUCGCUUUCUUGUACAGAUGGACAAUUUUGUCACCCUCUUUUUCUUUUUUGCUCUACAUUUCAAUGCUCAUUUAUUUAGAUGUACAAAGUAUAUUAGUUUUCAACUUUACUUCUAAUAUUUGCAGCUGCAUGCCGCUAAACUAAAUCUUGCCAAGUUUUAAAGUA